This is a messenger RNA of Echinops telfairi (small Madagascar hedgehog), 2582 nucleotides long. It is a transcript of the gene G3BP1, whose product is annotated as G3BP stress granule assembly factor 1. The record is from RefSeq and is a predicted model, not a curated record. The transcript has 12 exons. The coding region runs from base 200 to 1597 and encodes 465 amino acids. NCBI's taxonomy places the organism in Eukaryota, Metazoa, Chordata, Mammalia, Afrosoricida, Tenrecidae. Gene Ontology annotation, molecular function: mRNA binding. Gene Ontology annotation, cellular component: cytosol; ribonucleoprotein complex.
GCCAUCAGUGCGAUCAGGGUUUCCGAUCGUAUUGGUAGGGAUCGAAUGCAUGGAGAAUUCGCAGAAUAAUCCCGGAAAGCGCUGAGCUCUCCCCCGGGCCAGGCCCGAUGCCCUGCAAUUCGUAUGUACCGUAGUCCAAUUCGUAUGUACCGUAGUCCUCCCAGGGACGGACCCCGCUGAGGUUGAAUUGACCAAAGCAAUGGUUAUGGAGAAGCCUAGUCCCCUGCUGGUCGGGAGGGAAUUUGUGAGACAGUAUUACACACUGUUGAACCAGGCUCCAGACAUGCUGCACAGAUUUUAUGGAAAGAACUCUUCUUAUGUCCAUGGUGGCUUGGAUUCAAAUGGAAAACCAGCAGAUGCUGUCUAUGGACAAAAGGAAAUCCAUAGGAAAGUUAUGUCUCAAAACUUUACUAACUGCCACACUAAGAUUCGCCAUGUUGAUGCUCAUGCUACUCUCAAUGAUGGUGUGGUGGUCCAGGUGAUGGGACUGCUGUCUAAUAACAACCAGGCUCUGAGGAGAUUCAUGCAGACAUUUGUCCUUGCUCCUGAGGGCUCUGUUGCAAAUAAAUUCUAUGUUCACAAUGAUAUCUUCAGAUAUCAAGACGAAGUUUUUGGUGGCUUUGUCACGGAGCCUCAAGAGGAAUCCGAAGAAGAAGUAGAUGAGCCUGAAGAAAGACAGCAGACACCAGAGGUGGUACCUGAUGAUUCUGGAGCAUUUUAUGAUCAGACUGUCAGCAAUGACUUAGAAGAACAUUUAGAGGAACCGGUUGCUGAACCAGAGCCUGAUCCUGAACCAGAACCAGAGCAGGAGCCCGUACCUGAAAUCCAGGAGGAAAAAUCUGAGCCUGCCUUAGAAGAAACUGCUCCUGAGGAUGCUCAGAAGAGUUCUUCCCCGGCCCCUGCAGACGGGGCUCAGACGGUGCAGGAAGACUUGAGGACAUUUUCUUGGGCAUCUGUAACCAGCAAGAACCUUCCACCCAGUGGAGCUGUUCCAGUUACUGGGAUUCCACCUCAUGUUGUCAAAGUCCCAGCUUCACAGCCCCGUCCUGAGUCUAAGCCUGAAUCUCAGAUUCCGCCGCAGAGGCCUCAGAGGGAUCAAAGAGUUCGAGAGCAACGAAUCAAUAUUCCUCCCCAGAGGGGCUCCAGACCAAUUCGUGAGGCUGGUGAGCAAGGAGAUGUUGAACCUCGAAGAAUUGUGAGACACCCUGACAGCCACCAGCUCUUCAUUGGCAACCUGCCCCAUGAGGUGGACAAAUCAGAGCUUAAGGAUUUCUUUCAAAAUUAUGGGAAUGUGGUGGAGCUGCGCAUCAAUAGCGGCGGGAAAUUACCUAAUUUUGGUUUUGUUGUGUUUGAUGACUCUGAACCAGUUCAGAAGGUUCUUAGCAACAGACCGAUCAUGUUCAGAGGUGAAGUCCGUCUGAAUGUCGAAGAGAAGAAGACUCGAGCCGCCAGGGAAGGAGACCGUCGAGACCACCGCCUGCGGGGACCUGGAGGCCCUCGGGGUGGGCUGGGCGGUGGAAUGAGAGGCCCUCCCCGCGGAGGCCUGGUGCAGAAACCGGGCUUCGGAGUGGGAAGGGGCAUUGCUCCAAGGCCGUGAAUACCUGGGUCACUGCUCGGCACGUGGCAGUACAAACCACUGUUCCUGCAGAAGAGUGGAUUUCUUCCGCCAGCCUUCGUUCGGUGUCUCGGAUGGUGACCCUACCCUAGUCUGUUAAGAACGCUUCCGUUGGUCCACUGUGCCCCUCUCUCUGCUCACGGCGCACCCUUCCCGCUCCUUCCGCUCCUGAUCGCCGGGCCCUCACUUCCAAUUUUGUGGAAUGACAUUUUAGGAAAAUGAAUUUUUAAAGAAGACAGGAAAAAGGAAAAAAAAAGACUGAAUUCUCUUGCAUAUACAGACUGGAUUUUUUUAAAAAACAGCCAUUUCCCCAAAGGAAUGUGUCCUGCUUAUUACUGACAUUUGGUAUGUUUAGUUCAUUGGAAUAUUUCUUACUUAUUUUCUACGUGUUUUAAAAGCCCGUCAGAAAGACGGGAUUUGAUAAAACAUUUUGAAGGCAAGAAAAGCUGAAAUUGUUUCUUCUUUUGAGUCACGAUUACCCUCUGGUGUAGAGAAAUUGCCAUUGAAAAAAUGGACAAUUUUGAUUCUUGUCGUGUGGGUAGAAAUGGGUUUUUCCUUUGGACGCCCUAGAACACCAUCAAACCCUGCUGUUUUCACAUGGACAUUAAACUGUGAGCGAGGCUUUCAGUGUGCAGAGUGCAGCCAGUCCCCGUUCCUCCUGUUCAUUUGUGAGGUCGUUUUUCUGUGUUUACUUUGUAUUUGUUUAAAAACAACCACAAAAACCCAACCCAAAUCUGGAAAACAAACAAACAGCAAAACUGUUGUGCCUUCUAUGUAUCGUUGAUUUCAUUCUGGGCAGUCGCUCAAAGGAAAAGAAUGAAAACAAACCUCCAGCUCCGUUUUAUUGGCUCAGAGUCUGGGGGUUUCUCCGUCCCUUGUUCACGGUCAUGUGUGGUCUGCCUCCUCUGAAACGGUGUGCCUGGGAGGCCACCUGCUUCCACCGAGGGCCUCCGACAGACCGUGUGUC